UCACGGUGAGCGCCGCGGGCGGCGAUGUGAGGCCCCCGCCGGGCCCGGCAUGGCAGAAUCAGUUACUGGAAAUGAGGACAGACCCCUCUUCGCAGAGACUGAAAGGAUUAGGGCUGCUUUGUUCCCCGAGCUGACACACAAGAAGGGAGAUGACGGAUGGCUGCGUCGAGACUGACUUGAGCACCGGGAAGGGGGAAAACUCUGGAGGAGAGCCACAACCGUCUCAUCCGCAGCCUCGGUCCUCCGGAUAUCUCCGCUCCUCGCAGCGCAGGGCCAUGGAUUUCCCCCAGCACAGCAAACAAGUCCUGGAACAGCUAAACCAGCAGCGGCAGCUGGGUUUGCUGUGCGACUGUACCUUCGUGGUGGACGGCAUCGACUUCAAGGCCCACAAAGCCGUGCUGGCCGCCUGCAGCGAGUAUUUCAGGAUGCUUUUCGUCGACCAGAAGGACGUGGUGCACCUCGACAUCAGCAACGCGGCAGGCCUGGGUCAGGUUUUGGAGUUCAUGUACACGGCUAAGCUAAGCUUAAACCCCGACAACGUGGAAGACGUGCUGGCCGUGGCGGGUUUCCUCCAGAUGCAGGAGAUCGUCAGCGCUUGCAACGCUCUCAAGUCCCUCGCCGUGCCGGCGGAAAGCCCCGCCGAGAGCCAGCGGCCCCCCGCCGAGAUCGGGGCCGACAACGUGACCGUCGAGGACAAGACGGCGGUGGCCGAAGCGCUGGGUGAUCUUGACCAAAUAAAACCAGUUCCUCCCGACCCGGAGGAGAAGGAAGAGAUGCCGGCGGCCGCAACAGCGCGGCCCGAGGCGCAGACAGAGCAGCUGGGUGGCCGAGAAGGAGCGGAUGCUGCCAUCCCAGAGGGCCCCAACGCCGAAUUUCCCGACCGCCCGCAGCCGGCGGCGAGCGUGGUCGGCAGCGGCAGCCCCGCGGCGAAGGGCAACGUCUCGCAGGGCGCCGAAACGGGAGAGACGGAGCUAGAAGGGAAGGAGGAAGAGGGGGAGAUGACGGCAGAGGAGGAAGAAGAGGCUAAAAUCCCUGAGGAAGAGCAGCCCCGGUUAGAAAACGGAGAAAACGCCGAAGAUAACGAAUCGGGGAGCACCGACUCCGGGCAGGAAAACUCGGGCGAAACCCGUCUGCUGCGUUCGGGUACUUACAGCGACAGGACGGAGUCGAAAGCCUACGGCUCCGUCACGCACAAGUGCGAGGACUGCGGGAAGGAGUUCACCCAUACCGGGAACUUCAAGCGGCACAUCCGUAUCCACACCGGCGAGAAACCUUUCUCCUGCAGGGAGUGUAACAAAGCCUUCUCCGACCCGGCUGCCUGCAAAGCCCACGAGAAGACGCACAGCCCUUUGAAGCCCUACGGCUGCGAGGAGUGCGGGAAGAGCUACCGCCUCAUCAGCCUGCUGAACCUCCACAAGAAACGGCACACGGGGGAGGCCAAAUACCGCUGCGACGACUGCGGCAAGCUCUUCACCACCUCCGGCAACCUCAAACGGCACCAGCUGGUUCACAGCGGGGAGAAACCGUACCAGUGCGACUACUGCGGGCGCUCCUUCUCCGAUCCCACCUCUAAAAUGCGGCACCUGGAGACCCACGACACCGACAAGGAACACAAGUGUCCCCACUGCGAUAAGAAAUUCAACCAGGUGGGGAACUUGAAAGCUCACUUGAAGAUUCACAUCGCCGACGGGCCCCUGAAGUGUCGGGAGUGCGGCAAACAGUUCACCACUUCAGGCAACCUGAAACGGCACCUCCGCAUCCACAGCGGGGAGAAACCCUACGUCUGCGUCCACUGCCAGCGCCAAUUCGCCGAUCCCGGGGCUCUGCAGCGACACGUCCGCAUCCACACCGGAGAGAAGCCGUGCCAGUGCUUGAUCUGCGGGAAAGCCUUCACCCAAGCCAGCUCCCUCAUUGCCCACGUGCGUCAGCACACGGGGGAGAAGCCCUACGUUUGCGAACGCUGCGGCAAGAGGUUCGUGCAAUCGAGCCAAUUGGCCAACCACAUCCGUCACCACGAUAAUAUCCGACCCCACAAAUGCACCGUCUGCAACAAAGCCUUCGUCAACGUGGGCGAUCUUUCCAAACACAUCAUUAUCCAUACCGGGGAGAAGCCGUUUCUGUGCGAUAAGUGCGGCCGAGGCUUCAACCGGGUGGACAACCUGCGUUCUCACGUGAAGACGGUGCAUCAGGGCAAGGCCGGCAUCAAAAUCCUCGAGCCGGAGGAAGGCGACGAGGUCAACAUCGUCACCGUGGCUUCCGAUGACAUGGUGACGCUGGCCACUGAGGCGCUGGCUGCCACCGCCGUCACCCAGCUCACAGUGGUCCCCGUAGCGGCCGCGGUGACGGCGGACGAAACCGAAGCACUUAAAGCCGAGAUCACCAAAGCGGUGAAGCAAGUGCAAGAAGCAGAUCCCAACACCCAGAUCCUUUACGCCUGCGAUUCCUGCGGGGAAAAAUUCCUGGAUGCCACCAGCCUGGCUCAACACGUCCGUAUCCACACCGCCCAAGCCCUCGUCAUGUUCCAGGCCGACACGGACUUUUACCAGCAAUACGGAACCGCCGCCGCUUGGCAAACGGAGCAGGUCAUUCCCGCCGGAGAACUGCUUUUCCGAACUCGCGACGGCCCCCCCGAACCCUCAGCCAUUCCCUUGGCCCCUACCCCGACAACCGGGGAAGGUCAACCCCCCUCCGAGUGACUCCCCCUCGCCUUUAUUUAAAAAGACAGCUGCUUGGAAAUGGUGUAAAAAAACAAACAAACAAAAAAAAAGUGUAUUUCUGGAAGGAGAGAGAUGGAAUAAA
Molecule: messenger RNA, 2799 nt
Organism: Gymnogyps californianus (California condor)
Lineage: Eukaryota; Metazoa; Chordata; Aves; Accipitriformes; Cathartidae
Gene: ZBTB17
Product: zinc finger and BTB domain containing 17
Exons: 17
Coding region: 150-2696 (848 amino acids)
Biological process (GO): regulation of transcription by RNA polymerase II
Molecular function (GO): protein binding; DNA-binding transcription factor activity; RNA polymerase II cis-regulatory region sequence-specific DNA binding
Source: RefSeq, a predicted model, not a curated record